Melanaphis sacchari is the source of this 1488-nucleotide messenger RNA. RefSeq lists its product as uncharacterized. Lineage: Eukaryota; Metazoa; Arthropoda; Insecta; Hemiptera; Aphididae. The record is from RefSeq and is a predicted model, not a curated record. The transcript has a single exon. The annotation marks the transcript as partial.
AUACUAUGGCGAUUCAAAUCCGACGAUAAGAUUCAGGAAUAUCAAUUAAAAACGGUGACAUACGGAACUAAGCCGGCAUCGUAUAUAGCAACUGCCUGUUUAAAAAAAUUGGCAGAUGAAAAUAAAAAACAAUAUCCAAUAGCGAGCGAAGUGAUUGCAUCUGACUUUUAUAUGGACGAUUUGCUGAGCGGCGCAAGUACAUUGUCGGAAGCAAUUCAAUUACGCAACAAUUUAAUAACAAUAUUAAAUAAUGCGGGACUACAAUUAAGGAAAUGGGUAUCAAAUAAAAAAAAGGUGUUAGUCGAUAUUACUAACAUCGAUAAUGACCCACUACGAGUAUUGAAUCUAGAUAACAACCCUAUAAAAAUGAUCGGACUAUUUUGGGACCCGUAUAAUGACACGUAUCGAUAUAAGGUCAACGAACCGAUACAACGAUCUACGUCGAUAGCGCCAAUAACAAAACGCAAUAUAUUAUCGAACAUUGCGACGAUAUUCGAUCCUCUCGGUUUAAUUGGUCCAAUAGUCAUAACGGUAAAAAUUAUAAUGCAAAAAUUGUGGCAAAAGGGUAUUAACUGGGACGAGCAAUUACCGUUAUCAAUACUAAAAGAAUGGGAGGGCUAUUGGCAUGAACUAAUCAAAAUAGAACAGAUAACUAUUCCAAGACGUGUAAUCGGUUGCGACGGGAACGUGAACGUGCAAAUUCACGGCUUCGCAGACGCGUCUACGGUAGUGUACGGUGCGUGUUUAUACGUACGAACAACCGACUGCGAAGGCAAACAUUACACGCGCCUAAUAAUAGCGAAAUCCCGUGUUGCCCCGCUAAAAACAAUUUCUCUAGCGCGAUUGGAACUAUGUGCUGCGGUAUUAUUAAUGCGUCUUUCAAAAAAAAUAAUCCCAAAAUUACGUAUAAAAGUAAUACGUGAAUAUUAUUGGUCGGACUCGUCAAUCGUAUUGUCAUGGAUAAACGCACCAUCCUCUCGGUGGAAAACAUUCGUCGCGCAUCGAGUUGGAGAAAUACACCAAGCAACGGCCAGUUCACAAUGGAGACACGUAAAAUCUGAGGAUAAUCCAGCCGACAUAAUAUCACGCGGUUGUACUCCCGAAAAAUUGCAAAAUGAUAUUUUGUGGUGGGAGGGUCCACCUUGGAUAAACAGUAAUGAGGACGAGUGGCCAUAUAACGUGUCCGAAAUAAAAAUAAAUGAUAAUGAAAUUCCAGAAGAAAAGAAAAGUCUCGCAUUGGUAACAGUCGUAAAUGAAGAAAUUCCAAUAAUAAAAAGGUAUUCGACACUACCGAAACUAUUAAGGGUAGUUGCCUACAUCAUAAGAUGGAAACAGCGCGUGGUAAACAAAAUACAGUUUACAACCAAAACGAUCGAGUUAAGCGAGUUCAACGACUCAAAAGAAAAAUUAAUAAAAAUUGUUCAACAACAGCAUUUCAGUAGCGAAAUAAAUCGUUUAAAACACAAAAAAUGUGUCCAAUAUAAGUAA